CAAAACCCAAAAUCUCCUAAUUCAAUUUCAAGUUCAAUUUUUUUUAGUUAAAAAAAUGUUUUUUUUAUUUUGAUCUGCUGUUUUUUAGUUUUUUUGGGGGCUAAUUUCUAACAAAAUGUCAAUGCAAACAAAAGCAUGAUAACUAGAAAACCCUCUUAGAUAAACAACUUGUGGCGUCUAGAAAAGAUCCCAUCCUUUCGCUCCUUCAACAAAAAUUACAAUAUCUCUUCAAAUUUGUUUUUGUUCUUUAUUCUACCAAAACCCCCUCAUUAAAUAAGGAGGCAAAAAGGAAGAGGAAAGGAGGAUUCUGCAUCUCUUUUAGAGCUUUCUUUAGCUUGGAAGUCCAAAGAAAGUCCUUUCCUUUAAAAGUGUGGAUAUGGAGAUCGAUAAAGCAAUCACAGAAAGUGAUGAUAAGAGGCUUAAGACCAAGUACAACAACGCCAUCUAUGUUAUUAAAAGAGCUCUUGCUCUUUACUCUAUUGAAGAGGUUGCUUUCAGCUUCAAUGGAGGAAAGGAUUCUACUGUUUUGCUGCACCUUCUUAGGGCUGGCUAUUUUUUGCAUAGAGUGGAACAAAGUUGUUCUAAUGGGGUUCAGAUAGAUUUUCCAAUUCGAACAAUAUAUUUUGAGAGCACUUCUGUGUUCCCCGAAAUAAAUACAUUUACCUAUGAUACAUCCAAGACUUAUGGCUUGCAAAUGGAUAUUAUCCGCACGGAUUUCAAGUCCGGUUUAGAGGCUUUGCUAAAGUCUAAACCAAUCAGAGCGAUAUUUCUUGGUGUCCGAAUCGGUGAUCCUACUGCAGUAGGCCAAGAGCAGUUCUCCCCUAGCUCACCAGGAUGGCCACCUUUCAUGAGAGUAAAUCCUAUCUUGGACUGGUCAUACAGAGAUGUGUGGGCUUUCCUCUUAACCUGCAAGGUCCAAUACUGCAGCCUUUAUGACCAAGGUUACACUUCAAUUGGAAGCAUUUAUGAUACAGUGCCAAAUGCAUUGCUUUCCAUCAGCAGCACCUCCAGCAAAGAGAAAUUUAAACCUGCAUAUUUGCUUCCUGAUGGAAGACUAGAAAGGGCUGGGAGAGUUAAAAAGAAUUCUCCUCUAGAUGGCACUCGUUCUCCUGCUGUCAACAAUGGCCUAGACAGUGUGAAUUCACACAAAAACAGGAUGUUUACUGCCUCAGUAAUUGGUGUGGGGGAUGAGAUUCUGUUUGGCACUGUUGAGGAUCAGUUGGGACCUUUAUUGUGCAAAAAGCUCCAUUCUAUAGGUUGGAUGACAUCACGAUCUACUGUUGUUAGGAAUGAUAUAGAUUCUGUGGCUGAAGAGGUUGAUCGAUGUAAAUCUGUCAGUGACUUGGUAUUUUUGUAUGGAGGAGUGGGCCCUUUGCAUUCUGAUGUUACUUCAGCUGGCGUGGCAAAGGCUUUUGGGGUUCGCCUGGCUCCUGAUGAAGAGUUUGAGGAAUUUCUAAGGCAUCUUAUUGGUGACCACUGCACUGGUGAUCGAAAUGAGAUGGCUCAGUUACCCGAAGGCAUCACUGAACUAUUGCAUCACGAAAAGCUGCCGGUGCCUCUGAUCAAAUGCUGUAAUGUAAUUGUACUUUCUGCAACAAAUGCUACCGAGCUGGAAAAGCAGUGGGAUUGUCUGAUCGAAUUGACUGAAUCUGAUGGCUUCUUAGUGACAAUCGAAUCAUACUCCUCAAAGCGCUUGACGACAAAUCUAACAGAUGUAGAAACUGCUCAACCCCUAUCCAAACUUUGUCUUGAAUUUCCAGACCUUUACAUUGGCUGUUUCCGCAGAUCUAGACAAGGACCUCUCGUAAUUAGCUUUGAGGGCAAGGAUCCAUCUAGAGUUCAGGCAGGUGUUGAAGCAUUGUGCAAGAAGUUCAAUGCAGGGGCAUUCUCUGAAGUCAACUAGACAAAUACCUGCUGUUCUUUCUUUUGCUUGAUAAGCUUCAAAAGCUGAGAAGAUUCUUUGACUGCUGCGACUAUCACUCCCGAGUUUCAGAGUAUAAAUGGUAGAUUAGCGCCUUCGGAUAGCUGAGAAGGGAGAAGGAAAGGUGAAGAUGACGUAAGGAUUUAUUAUGUAUUGGGGUAUAUGAUCUUAUGAACAUUAAUACUACCAGCUGUCACAAUGAAAGUGAACUUACUGGUGAAAACCAGAGUGACAGUUUAGGACUAUUAACAAUUUGUACUUGUUCUUAUUACCCAAGAUCAAGGAAUCUCACACUUCUAUUCUCAA
Gossypium raimondii (Peruvian cotton) is the source of this 2227-nucleotide messenger RNA. RefSeq lists its product as uncharacterized. Gene Ontology annotation, biological process: FAD biosynthetic process. The transcript has 17 exons. NCBI's taxonomy places the organism in Eukaryota, Viridiplantae, Streptophyta, Magnoliopsida, Malvales, Malvaceae. Gene Ontology annotation, molecular function: FMN adenylyltransferase activity. Bases 377 to 1903 code for a protein of 508 amino acids. The record is from RefSeq and is a predicted model, not a curated record.